Vitis riparia (riverbank grape) is the source of this 1262-nucleotide messenger RNA. RefSeq names its product aquaporin PIP2-7. The record is from RefSeq and is a predicted model, not a curated record. NCBI's taxonomy places the organism in Eukaryota, Viridiplantae, Streptophyta, Magnoliopsida, Vitales, Vitaceae. Gene Ontology annotation, cellular component: plasma membrane. The transcript has 4 exons. Bases 69 to 911 code for a protein of 280 amino acids. Gene Ontology annotation, biological process: transmembrane transport. Gene Ontology annotation, molecular function: water channel activity.
CUCGUCUAUCCAUCUCACAUCAAAGCUUUCUCUCUCUUGUGUAAAAGUUGCCCAGACAGCGGUAAUCAAUGGCGAAAGACGUUGAAACCUCGGGACAAGAGUUUUCGAACAAGGACUACCAUGAUCCACCUCCGGCGCCGCUGAUCGACCCAGAUGAAUUAACACAAUGGUCCUUAUACAGAGCCAUCAUCGCCGAGUUUAUCGCCACCCUGCUUUUCCUCUAUAUCACUGUCCUAACAGUGAUCGGAUACAAGAGCCAGUCCGACACCGACCCAUGCGGGGGCGUGGGCAUCUUGGGUAUCGCCUGGGCCUUCGGCGGAAUGAUCUUCAUCCUAGUCUACUGCACCGCCGGCAUCUCCGGAGGACACAUAAACCCGGCGGUGACCUUUGGGCUGUUCUUGGCGAGGAAGGUGUCGCUGGUGAGGGCUCUCAUGUACAUGAUAGCUCAGUGCCUGGGUGCAAUCUGCGGUGUGGGCUUGGUGAAGGCGUUUCAGUCUUCGCUCUACAAUAGGUACGGUGGGGGAGCAAACGAGCUGGCUGAUGGCUACAACAAGGGCGUGGGAUUGGGUGCUGAGAUCAUCGGCACCUUUGUUCUUGUCUACACCGUCUUCUCUGCCACUGACCCCAAGAGGAACGCCCGAGACUCCCAUGUUCCUGUUUUGGCACCACUGCCCAUCGGAUUUGCGGUGUUCAUGGUUCACCUGGCAACAAUUCCCAUCACCGGCACCGGUAUCAACCCGGCUAGAAGCUUCGGAGCUGCUGUCAUCUAUAACAACGACAAGGCCUGGGAUGACCAUUGGAUGUUCUGGGUCGGACCAUUCAUUGGAGCUGCCAUUGCUGCAUUCUACCACCAGUAUAUUCUGAGAGCAGCGGCCAUUAAAGCUCUAGGAUCUUUCAGGAGCAAUGCCUAGGUUUUGGACGCUAGCUGGUGAUGGUGAUGGUGAUGGUUUCUGCAACAAGAAUAACAUCAAUGGUGGAGGAGUAUUAGUACAUGCAAGUCGGUCUCAAUCUUUUUCCAGUGUUUUUUCUCUUCUAUCUGCCCUCUCUCUCUCUCUCUCUCUCUCUCUCUCCCUCCCUUGGAACCAUGGAAUUGUAGAUAAAUUUGGCUUUUAUCUGGCCAUGUCUCUUUAAAUAUAUUUCAAGUGCUGUAUGUUGUCAUCUUUUUCCUUUUCCCUCCUCCCUCUCUCUCUUUCUACUUGGUGUAUUCAUAAUGAUGCUUCCACAUUAUUCUAGUAAAUGGCUAUGCUCCUCAAUCUCCAUCA